Ilex paraguariensis (yerba mate) is the source of this 3081-nucleotide messenger RNA. The record is from the annotation of a GenBank genome assembly. NCBI's taxonomy places the organism in Eukaryota, Viridiplantae, Streptophyta, Magnoliopsida, Aquifoliales, Aquifoliaceae.
AUGCAGGCUAAUUAUGUGUCUGGUGGUUGUGGCAUAUCCUUGAUGACGUUAUUACAGAUCAAUGUCCAUCAAUCAGAGACUGGGCUUUUUGGAACUCCUAUUCCUGAUUUAUUUGACCAUAUGUUUCAAGCAGGUUUAACACCUUAUGAAAAGAAGAAAUAUGUUUGGAAAAUGCUUUAUAUUUAUAUGCUUGGUUAUGAUGUGGAUUUUGGUCACAUGGAAGCUGUUUCUCUAAUAUCCGCGCCAAAGUAUCCCGAAAAGCAGGUCGGAUACUUAGUGACAUCAACUUUACUCAAUGAGAAUCAUGACUUUUUAAGAUUAGCAAUUAAUACAGUCCGCAAUGAUAUCAUAGGUCGUAAUGAAACUUUUCAGUGCCUGGCGUUGACUUUGGUAGGGAAUAUUGGUGGGAGGGAGUUUGCUGAAUCACUAGCACCUGAUGUUCAAAAGUUACUUAUUUCCAGUAGUUGCAGACCGCUUGUGAGAAAGAAGGCUGCAUUGUGUCUCCUUCGUCUCUUUAGGAAAAAUCCUGAUGUCGUAAAUGUAGAUGGCUGGUCAGAUCGUAUGACACAGCUAUUAGAUGAACGUGAUUUGGGUGUUUUGACAUCUUCUGUGAGCCUUCUUGUUGCUUUAGUGUCAAAUAACCAUGAUUCAUAUUUGAGUUGUCUACCAAAGUGUGUUAAAAUACUGGAAAGGCUUGCUAGAAACCAAGAUGUUCCUCAAGAAUAUACUUACUACGGUAUCCCAUCUCCCUGGCUUCAGGUUAAGACAAUGAGGGCUCUUCAAUAUUUUCCCACUAUUGAAGAUCCAAACACUAGAAGAUCAUUGUUUGAGGUUUUGCAACGGAUACUAAUGGGGACUGAUGUUGUGAAAAAUGUGAACAAGAACAAUGCAUCACAUGCUGUUCUCUUUGAAGCCCUUGCUCUUGUCAUGCAUCUUGAUGCUGAAAAGGAAAUGAUGUCUCAGUGUGUUGCCUUGCUUGGGAAAUUUAUUGUUGUUCGUGAGCCAAAUAUUCGAUAUCUUGGUUUGGAGAAUAUGACCAGGAUGUUGAUGGUUAUGGAUGUUCAGGACAUUAUCAAAAGACAUCAAGCCCAGAUCAUCACCUCAUUAAAGGAUCCUGAUAUCAGUAUUCGAAGACGUGCCCUUGAUCUGCUAUACAGCAUGUGUGAUAUAUCUAAUGCAAAGGACAUAGUUGAAGAAUUAUUGCAGUAUCUCAGCACAGCUGACUUUGCAAUGCGUGAAGAAUUGUCGCUAAAAGCUGCUAUUCUUGCAGAGAAGUUUGCCCCUGAUCUAUCUUGGUAUGUGGAUGUGAUCCUUCAAUUGAUUGACAAAGCAGGAGAUUUUGUCAGUGAUGACAUUUGGUUUCGUGUUGUGCAGUUUGUCACAAACAACGAGGAUCUCCAGCCUUAUGCAGCUCUGAAAGCCAGGGAAUAUCUUGAUAAGCCUGCUAUACAUGAGACAAUGGUUAAGGUCAGUGCAUAUAUUCUUGGAGAAUACAGUCAUCUUCUGAACAGACGGCCUGGUUGUAGUCCAAAGGAAAUUUUUAGCAUCAUACAUGAGAAGUUUCCUACUGUUUCGACUUCGACGGUAGCUAUUCUUCUUUCAACAUAUGCUAAGAUUUUGAUGCACACUCAACCCCCAGACCCAGAACUGCAAAAUCAAAUUUGGGAAAUAUUCACCAAAUAUGAGAGUUGCAUUGAUGUUGAGAUACAGCAACGGGCUGCUGAAUACUUUGCAUUGAGUAGGAAAGGUGCAGCCUUAAUGGAUAUAUUGGCUGAGAUGCCUAAGUUCCCUGAGCGACAGUCCUCUUUGAUAAAAAAAGCUGAAGAUACUGAGGCCGAUACUGCAGAGCAAAGUGCUAUCAAGUUACGGACGCAGCAGCAGACUUCUAACGCAUUGGUACUGACUGACCAACACCCUGCUAAUGGAACUACUCCUGUGGGCCCGCUUAGUCUAGUAAAGAUGCCUAGCAUGAACAAUGUGGAUCAUAACCUGGCAGAUCAAGGGGUAGCACAGGCAAAUGGGACAUUGACUGUGGUGGAUCCUCAACCCCCUGGUCCUUCAGCUAAUGUUAUUGGCGAUCUUUUAGGUUCGCUGGCUAUUGGAGGCCCUCCUGGUACUGCUACCCAAACUGAGCAUAAUUCUGGCUCUGGACUGGGAGGGGCUCCAGAUACAGAAGAUGCUUUAGCCAUUGCACCCAUUGAAGAGCACACAAAUACUGUCCAGCCAAUAGGAGACAUUGCUGAAAGAUUUCUUGCUUUAUGCCUGAAGGAUAGUGGUGUGUUGUACGAGGAUCCUCAUAUUCAGAUUGGCAUUAAAGCCGACUGGCGAGGGCAUCAUGGGCAACUUGUCCUCUUCUUGGGAAACAAGAAUACUGCCCCACUUGUUGCGGUUCAAGCUUUGAUAUUGCCGCCAGCUCAUUUGAGGAUGGAACUCUCAUUGGUACCUGAAACUAUACCUCCACGGGCCCAGGUGCAAUGCCCACUUGAAGUGGUCAACCUCCGCCCCAGUAGGGAUGUUGCCGUUCUUGACUUCUCCUACAAGUUUGGAACCCAAGUGUUCAACUUUAAGCUUCGCCUUCCUGCUACGCUAAAUAAAUUUCUCCAGCUGAUAACGGUGUCAGCCGAAGAUUUUUUCCCCCAAUGGAGGUCACUUUCUGGACCGCCUUUGAAACUUCAAGAAGUGGUUAGAGGUGUAAGACCAAUGUCUCUCGUGGAGAUGGCAAACUUAUUUAACAGUUUCAGGUUGAUAGUUUGCCCGGGGCUUGAUCCAAACGCAAAUAAUGUGGUGGCAAGCACAACUUUCUAUUCAGAGAGUACAAGAGCAAUGUUGUGCUUGGUAAGAAUUGAAACAGAUCCCGCUGACAGAACCCAGCUGCGUAUGACAGUUGCCUCAGGGGACCCUACACUAACGUUUGAGUUGAAGGAGUUCAUCAAGGAACAAUUAAUUAGCAUUCCUACAGCCUCCCGGGCACCUUCACCAGUGCCUCCACAUACUCAACCAAUGGGGCCUCCACAAGCUCAGCCAAGCAGUUCACCAGCAGCAGUAUCAGAUCCUGGGGCUAUACUUGCUGGUUUGCUUUGA